Messenger RNA from Fusarium pseudograminearum CS3096, 3414 nucleotides. RefSeq lists its product as uncharacterized. Gene Ontology annotation, molecular function: transmembrane transporter activity. The record is from RefSeq and is a predicted model, not a curated record. The transcript has 4 exons. Lineage: Eukaryota; Fungi; Ascomycota; Sordariomycetes; Hypocreales; Nectriaceae. Bases 1 to 3414 code for a protein of 1137 amino acids. Gene Ontology annotation, biological process: transmembrane transport.
AUGUCGUCUUCCGCCCCCGACGACACUCAGGUUUCGCGCCUCGACGCCGAUCAAAUCUCGACGCGCAGUUCAAACUACGCCUCAGACAACGACACCGACACCGAUUCUACCGAGACCCGCAUCCAGCGCAAUAAAGAAAAGCAAGCUAUCCGUCUUCUCGCCUUCAUCUCAGCCAACAUCAUCGCCCUCGCUUGCGGUUCCAUCGUCGUAUUCUCCCUCUACGCGCCGCUUCUACAGUCCCGUCUACACUAUUCCCAGUUCCAGGUCAACGCAGUCGCCAUCUCAGGCUCUGUCGCACUGUACCUUCCUAUUUCGGGCGUCGGAUAUAUAUGCGAUCGCGUUGGUCUAAAGCCGCUUGCGCUGACGGGAGGAAUCCUGUUCGGUAGCGGUUAUGGCCUCGCGGCGGGCGUUUACAGGAAGCUGGAUCUUGAGUAUCGUAGUCAUCCUGAAUAUCGGGUCGAUAACGACUGGUCGCUUCCCUUCUUGAUGCUGUCGUUUGUCUUUGUCGGUGUGGCGACUUGCUGUCUUUACAUGGCCGCUGUGUCGUCUUGCGCAAAGAACUUUGGAAAGGGUCGAUACCGAGGUUUGGCGCUGGCUACGCCCAUUACUUGUUUCGGCUUGAGUCCCAUGUGGUUGAGUCAAGCAGGAACUCGUCUGUUCACCGAGACACGGCCUGAUGGUAGCAAGGGCGACUUGGAUGUCUUCCGCUUCUUCCUCUUCCUCGCGGCCCUCACCUUUUCCAUGGGUAUCCUGGGUACCUUUACACUGCGUGUCGUAGAUGAAGAUGAGCUCAUCGACGAAGCCAUCGAAGAGCUAGAACAAAGCGGUCUGCUCGACGGCAGCUCUCUACUCGGCCGGUCCGAGCGGAGCUACGGUGCAACCGGUGAAGAAACAGAGAGCUCAGCGCUGCUUGACCCGUCGAAAGACAAUGCCAAGUGGAAGAAGAACUGGGUUCUUAACGCUGAAACGCGUUCGUUUCUUGCCGAUCGUACCAUGUGGCCGUUCGCUCUCGCUUUCUUGCUCAUUGUUGGGCCGGGCGAAGCUUUCAUCAACAACCUUGGAACAAUUAUUGGAACACUUACACCGCCUGAGAUGGAGGGUUGGAGCCACCGUACCUCUGCGGCGACGCAUGUAUCCAUAUUUGGUAUCACCAACACCGCCUCGCGAAUCUUUAUUGGUACAUUAACAGAUUUACUGGCACCGUAUCCCCAUACACAGCAUGUUCAAGGACCAUCGACACGUUCUGCAGUGAGCAGUCGUUUUUCUAUUUCCCGAGUCGCCUUUAUGGCCUUUUUCGCAAGCAUGCUUUCCAUUGGUCUUCUCAUUCUAGCCUCAGGUUUAGUUCAGAACCACGCAGAGCGCUUCUGGCUUGUGUCUGGCCUUGUGGGUGCAGGAUACGGUGCCAUCUUCAGCCUGACUCCUCUUAUGGUGACGAUUAUCUGGGGUGUUGAGAAUUUCGCUACCAAUUACGGUCUCAUUGGCAUGCUUCCGGCUGCCGGAUCGACAUUCUGGGGACUCGUUUACUCAGCGACGUAUCAGAACGGCGCGAACAAGUCAAAGGCAGGUCCGGAGGGUUCAGACCGGGAUGAUUUGUUCUGCUACGGAGAGCAGUGUUAUGCUCCGACAUAUUGGGCAGAGACUAUCACAGUUUGGAUUGCUGUGGGAUUGUUGCUUUGGGCGUGGAAGGCUGCGUUGCCUGUUCUUCUGGCAGCUACUUUCACGGCGUAUCCUGAUGUGUUUGGUAAAUCGGCACCAGAACCUGCGCCUUCUGUGACGAUUAAACAGGGCACCAUCAUCGGGAAAUUCGUUGAUGAUGGCACGUUUCCUAAGCCGCUGGAAGGGUUCAUGGGGAUUCCUUAUGCUGUCCCUCCAGUUGGUGAACGACGGUUCAAACAUGCUGAGCCAGUAGGGGCAAGUAAUGAAACCAUUGAAGCCUAUUACUUGGGACCUAGAUGUCCUGGAAUACAACUCGUUCCUUUCCUCAAAGAUCCCAUCCUUGGUCCAGACUACGAAUCAGAGGAUUGUCUCACCAUCAACGUCUGGCGGAAGAAAGGCCAUACUCCAGAAAAGGGGAAGUUACCAGUCGCCGUCUUGAUCCCAGGCGGUGCAUUCAAUCGCGGUGCAGCCCGAAUGCAUAAUUCACAUACCAUGCUUGCGUUCUCCGAAGAACCGUAUAUUGCUGUCAGCAUGCAAUACCGCAUCGGUGUGUUCGGCGGCUUGAACACUGAGUUGACCGCCAAAGACGGUCUUUUGAAUCUUGGAUUGAAGGAUAUGUAUGUUACACUUGAGUGGGUGCAGGAAAAUAUUGGGGCGUUUGGUGGUGAUGCUGAUGAUGUUACUAUCAUGGGUUUGAGCGCUGCUGCUCAUGGUAUUGGACAUCUGAUCAUGGAUAUAAAUCAGCCGAAAAAGCUCUUUCACAAAGCGAUAAUGGACUCAGGCGCUCAUACAGCGCGCGCAGUUCAUCCACCAGAUGCUUCUCUCAACUCACAGCAUUUUCGCGAGCUCUUGGAUCUGACGCCAUGCGCGCACUUUAAGAAUCUCAAAGACCCCAAGAUCCUAACGUGCCUGCGUGGUCUUCCUUCUGAAACGGUAGACAAGGCAGGAAAGGAAGUCUUUACACGCUCAGAUCCUUCUAUUCGCUGGGCUUGGCAGCCUGUCAUUGACAACGACAUCAUUUCGCGCCGACCGAUUGAGGCAUGGAAGUCUGGAAAGUUCAACAGAGUUCCUAUUCUUACUGGAUCGGCGGCGAACGAGGGUGCUUAUUAUGUCCCGCUAAAAGCCGAUAACCCAGACGAGUUUACGGGUUUCUUUAAGAGUCUUUUGCCGCAUCUUACGAGCUCUGAAGUUGCGGAGCUGGAGAAGUUGUAUCCUGAUCCUUUAACACACCCUGAUUCACCGCAUGUUGAUACACGCGGUAUUCCUGGUGUAGGAUCACAGUACAAACGACUCGAAACUGCUUACGGACACUACGCAUACACAUGUCCCGUACGCCAAACGGUUAUCUGGGCAACAUACCAUGAGUCUGCGCAACCAGCAUACCUCUACCACUGGGCUCUGAACAAGACUGCUUUAUUUGGCGCCAAUCACGGCGACCAGAUGAGAUAUCAGACGUUUAACAGAGAAGUCCGCGAGAUAUCACCUGCGCAGAGGGAAGUAUCAGGGCAGUUUCACGCGUACUGCACGAGUUUUAUCACGAAGGGUGGUGAUCCGAAUGCCAUAAAGGGAAAGUUUGCGCAUAGACCGGAAUGGACGUCUUUUGAGAAUGGGAAGGGCAAGACGAUGAUUCUUGGGAGGGGGAAUGAUGAGAGGGCUGGAGGAGUUGGGGUUGGAAAGGCGGCUGAACUGGUGGAUUUUACAUGGGGGGAUGAACAGUGUGAGUUUUGGUGGAGGGUUUCUAGUAAGUGGGAGGACUAG